AUGAAAAUUUUAGAUUCGGUGUGCCCAAGAAAUAUGUGCCUACAUGCGUCACCUUGUAGCGCUGCUAUAACUGUAGCAUCUUAUGUGAAUCCACCAAUUACUCAGAACCGAUGUUCAUCCCUUACUUCCCGAUUUCCACUUCCGGUUACACCAACCGGUCCAUCUGCUCUUUUCUCUUCAUUGUUUAAUACAUCAUCAACAUUUCAACAACAGCAACAACAAUCACAUCUACUACAACAAUCUCAAAAUCUUAGUCCAAUUAAUAGCAAUCAAUGUCCUGAAACGUUAAAUAUUUUUACGGACGUAAAUACCAUAAAGGAACCGACAUUAAAUGCAAGUGCUACCUGCUAUCCUUUAUUACCAUCUUUGGAAAGUUUAAUACCAUUAACAUUACUUCAACUGGAUCAACAAGUUUCCAAUUCAUUAUUUACUCCUCAGACAUCACCUGCUUCUGCUUUGACCUCUAAUCAUAAAAUAUCGGAAAGAAACAAUUUUCAACAGCCAACCGAAUGGGUAACUCCUGUUAGAUGUCCCUCAACUACAACACGUCUUCCGAGACAGUUUUCCGUAAUCGAAAAUAAUUCCGAUCAUAAUACAAUUGGAACAGAUAUGAAACGAUCGUCGGAUUUCUCCAUCAGUCGACUGCUCCGGAAACAUUGCGGUGGAUCUACCCUGAAUAAACGUUGUAAUAUUCCGGCAUCUAAUCGGCAACAGCAUGACGAAAGAAAUGGCAAAGGUCGAAAGCAACGAACUAUUUAUGGUGUUUCACAAACUAAAAUUUUGGAGAAAGCUUUUGAGGAGCAACAGUAUAUGGUUGGAACAGAGCGUGAAAUGCUUGCCGAACGACUUGGGUUAUCGGAGGCACAAGUUCGGGUAUGGUUUCAAAAUCGACGUAGCAAAUGGCGUAAACAACUACGAGCCAAUAUUUAUGUUCAGUGA
Messenger RNA from Brugia malayi, 939 nucleotides. RefSeq names its product Homeobox domain containing protein (gene Bma-ceh-23). NCBI's taxonomy places the organism in Eukaryota, Metazoa, Nematoda, Chromadorea, Rhabditida, Onchocercidae. Gene Ontology annotation, biological process: neuron differentiation; regulation of DNA-templated transcription; central nervous system development. Gene Ontology annotation, molecular function: DNA-binding transcription factor activity, RNA polymerase II-specific; DNA binding. The record is from RefSeq and is a predicted model, not a curated record. The transcript has 2 exons. The coding region runs from base 1 to 939 and encodes 312 amino acids.